This is a messenger RNA of Apis cerana (Asiatic honeybee), 2939 nucleotides long. Its product is annotated as E3 ubiquitin ligase Rnf121. Gene Ontology annotation, cellular component: Golgi membrane; endoplasmic reticulum membrane. NCBI's taxonomy places the organism in Eukaryota, Metazoa, Arthropoda, Insecta, Hymenoptera, Apidae. The record is from RefSeq and is a predicted model, not a curated record. Gene Ontology annotation, molecular function: ubiquitin protein ligase activity; metal ion binding. Gene Ontology annotation, biological process: ERAD pathway.
ACCAUUGUGAAUAGUACUUUACAAUGUCUCCAAAGAAUCUUUGCUAUAUUAUGUCAAUUUAUUAAAAUCUAUUUUAUAAGUGAUAGCUUAAUAUACUAUUAAAUAUGCAUUCACACGUACUCCCAAAUAAGAGUGAAGAUGAGAUGACUGUUGAAGAAAAAUGGAGAGUGCAACACAUAAAAAUGCACGAACAACAUCAGGGACAUGAAUCUAUGCAUGCAGAAAUGCUUCUUAUUUUACUAGGAACAUUAUUAGUAGCACAAAUUGUAUUAGUUGAAUGGAAGAAAAUACAUUAUAAAUCAUAUCAGCUUGUUACCUUAAUUGCUAUGUGGAUUAUUCCAUUUGGAUUAAGUUUAAAAAAUCAUUGGUGGAGGUUUAUAUUUUUUUGGUUAGUAACAUCUUGUAUAACAGGAUUAAUAGUUAGAAAAGCUGUCCAAAAACCUAUAGCAGGUACAACACCAAGAUUGGUGUAUAAAUGGUUUCUUUUUAUAUAUAAAUUAAGUUAUGUAUUGGGUAUAAUAAGUUACAUUAUAAUGUUAGCCACAUUUUUUGGUUUACAUUUAGUAUUUGAAGUUAAACCACAAAUAUGGAUGGAUUGUGGUUUACUUUUAUUAUUUUAUGGUUUAUACUUUGGAGUAUUAGGAAGAGAUGUUGCAGAAAUAUGUGCAGAUAAAAUGGCUUCACAUAUUGGGUACUAUGUACCAGGUCAUAUGCCAACAAGGACUUUAGAGCCUGGAGUGUGUGCAGUAUGUGGUAAUAGACUCUUGGUAUCAGAAAAUGAACCUGGUGUUAUUGAAAACACAUACAAACUUAGUUGUGAACAUGUAUUUCAUGAAUUUUGUAUCAGAGGAUGGUGCAUCGUAGGAAAAAAACAAACGUGUCCAUAUUGCAAAGAAAAAGUCGAUUUGAAGAAAAUGUUUUACAAUCCAUGGGAACGACCUCAUGUUUUAUAUGGUCAACUACUAGACUGGAUCAGAUGGUUAGUUGCUUGGCAACCAUUAAUUUUGUUUCUCGUUCAAGGUAUCAAUUGGGGCCUAGGCCUCGAGUAAGUAAUAUUGCAAUAGGUUAAUUAAAUUGCACUUAAGGCACCAUUGUGUUUCUGUAAAAUUAAUGAUUUAUUCAUGUAAACAAAUAUCUGUUUGUAUUUUUCUACACAUAGACGUUAUUAUAUUUGUUAUUUGUAACAACGAAUUCUAUUAGAAGUAUAUGAUUCCAAUUCAACUCGUGAUUAAAAUUUUAAUCCUAUUUCGAUAUUAAUAUUGCAUUCAGAUUGCAGCAAAUAACUUGUUUUGUAUGAUUAGAAUGUUUGCCAUCAUAAAUGAUGUAAAGAUAUAAUAAGAUAUAAAAUGCCAUUUUUUCUGUAUUGAGAGAUACAUAAUUUACAUAAUUUAUGUAACACUUAAUAAUUCUUCCACACAAUUUCUUUUUACUAUAUAUAUAACAGUUUAAUAGUCUCUACUUUAAUUAACUUUAUAUCUGAAUGACUCAUUUUUUACGACUGUAUGACAUUUACUAAAUAAUGUAUUUUAAUUUAAAUAUUCAUUUUAGAAUGCAUAUAAAUUGUGAUUAUCCGAAUUAAUUAAAAUUUAAUAUAGAGCAAACAUAAUAAAUAAUUUCUCGAUAAUUUUAUAUAAUAAAAAAAAUUCUAAUUUGAAUAUAUAUAUAUAUAUAUUAUAUAAAUUAAAAAAUUAGAUAUGAUAUGUAAAUUGUCUUGAAAAUUCAAUUCGGAUAAUCCGUACUAAAAUAUUUGAUUGUAUUAUGAUGUGUAGGAAUUUUUGAACUGAUAUGAGAAUGAUAGGAGCUUAUUAUACUAUUUCUUUUGUCAUUCCACUUCCUCACUUCAACUAGUCAAUUUAAGUUUUCACUUUACGUAAUUUAAUUGCGUUCUAUAUAAUAUAUUUAUUGUCAAUGAGUUUUUCUGAAAGUGUACUAGUGUAUUCUGUAUAUCGUUCAUGAAAUUUUUAUCAAUUAUGAAAUAAUACUAUUUCGUAAAUUUUAAAUUUACAUAUAUUAAAAUAUAUUAAAAUAUUUCGUAAGCAAUUUAUUGCUUUAAUAGAAAUAAUUAAAUAAGCUUAUCAAAAAAAAAAAAAACUUUCAUUUUAUUUAAUGAGUAAAAAAUUCAGAGGAAAAAAUUAGAUUAGAAAAUAUUAAAUAUAAUAUUUCAGAAAGAGAGAAAAAAAAUCAUAUUUAUUGAAAUUAUAUUAUUUGUGAUAUUUAUAUAAGUAUUACUUACAUAUGUUGUAUUUUUUUUAUUCUUUAAAAUCUUUAUAAAUUCUUUAUUUUUAUUGGCAAAAUAAUUUCGCUUUUAAAAUAGCGUGGAAAGAAAAGAAAUAGUGAAAUAGAUUGAAAAAAAUAUUAUAUUGGAAUACUUUAUUUCUUAAUUUUAAUAAAAUCUUAUUACAUCGUGUAAUUAUGUAUUAAAAUAUCAAAAUUUCUAUGAUAAUAAAUUUUUGAAACAGAUUUUAUGAGAUUAUCAAAUUAUAUCUUACAAAGCAUAUUGCUCAACAAAAAAAAAAGAACUUUUAUUUUAUGAAAAGUUGGUGCGUUUUAUUGCUAUUAGAAUAAUAUAGAAAUUUAUAAAAAAAAAAAAAAAAUGUACAAAAUAUUGUACCAUUGUAAAAUAAAAAUGUACACAUUGUACGUAUAUUGUACAAAAUAAAAUAUAAAAAUUCGAUCGUAUGACGAUCAAAUUUUCAUAACUUAAAAACAUAAAGAACUAUAUGAAUCUUUUUUUUUAAUUCAUCAUCUUUGUAAAAUAAGCAAGCAAUUGCACGACCAUUGUAAAUAUUUCAGAAAAUAUAUAAAUUGUAAGAUCCGAAAUAUAAAAAAAAAAAAACAUUGUUCCGUAAUAAAUAAUGUACAAAAAUAUAUCAAAUUCAUGUAAAAUUUAUUUCUCAUCAAUAAAGAUUAUAAAACAGUCGAUCGGUAGGAACUAUUAA